GACGCCGACGCUCUGCUUCAAGUAAACAAACAUAUUUCUACGAGUUACCAUUUAAAAGAAUGGAGAGCUGCCCAAAUCAGACAGGACCCGUUUCUGUUACUGAAUCUCCUCCGAGAUCGCUACACCAUUCCCAACGACAAAAACGAGUCGUUAAGAAUCCGCUGGAUACUUUGCAAGACUACGAGCUCAGGAAAUUGUUAAAAUCUAAAAGAAUGGAGAUCUGUUCCAUUGAGGACCCCUUUCUGUUACUGGGCCUCCUCCGAGAUCGCUACAUCAUUCCUGAGGACAAAUACCAGGCUAUGAUCGCACUGGAGGACAGAAGUGAGUGGUCCAAAGCCAUCUACAAACUGCUGGAAUGGAUGGAUGUCACAAACAGUCCAACGAUCCGGGUUUUUUGGAACGUCCUGUUUGAGGAUUGUAUCCUGAGUCAGUACCCCCAACUCCAGCAUCUCUACGACAGCCUCUCCAGAUGUGACGAUAGCAAAACCAAACCAUUGGGGUUACACACAAGAGUACCCCCCACAGUGACAGCACAGCACAGUGUGAGGAAGCAUUGUGAAGCACAGAGAGAGAACGUCGGAGAUUUCAGAUUUUCUGAACAGAGCGACUCGGAGGGAGCCGGUACAAGCAGCUUGAAACGAGAUGCGGAGACGCACGCGGAGGGUUCACCCGCUAAACGAGUCCGGCAAGACAACAAAUCUCUCAAGAAAACCCGCCCUCUUCUGAUUCUAAAAAGUCCAGACUUCGCGGCAGUGGAACAGGAAUUAUCCAGAAUGAAACAGGACCUGGACACAGUGAAGGGAGAACUGACCACAGUGAAGACAGAACGGGACACAGUGAAGGGAGAACUGACCACAGUGAUGAGAGAACGGGACACAUUGACGAGAGAACUGACCACAGUGAAGAGAGAACGGGACACAGUGAAGGGAGAACUGACCACAGUGAAGGGAGAACUGACCACAGUGAAGGAAGAACGGGACACAGUGACGAGAGAACUGUCCACAGUGAAGGAAGAAGGGGACACAGUGAAGGGUGAACUGACCACAGUGAAGAGAGAACGGGACACAGUGAAGGGAGAACUGACCACAGUGAAGGGAGAACUGACCACAGUGAAGGUAGAACUGACCACAGUGAAGGGAGAACUGACCACAGUGACGAGAGAACUGACCACAGUGACGAGAGAACUGACCACAGUGAAGAGAGAACUGACCACAGUGAAGAGAGCACGGGACACAGUGAAGAGAGAACUGACCACAGUGAAGAGAGAACUGACCACAGUGAAGGGAGAACUGACCACAGUGAAGAGAGAACUGACCACAGUGAAGAGAGCACGGGACACAGUGAAGGGAGAACGGGACACAGUGAAGAGAGCACGGGACACAGUGAAGAGAGCACGGGACACAGUGAAGGGAGAACGGGACACAGUGAAGGACGUGCCUUUGAAUAAAAUAUCUGCAGAGAGGGAAAGACAUAUUUACUCUGCCAACAUCGGCAGAUGCGACCAAUACGCGCUGCAGAUCUUUAAAUCCUUAGUGAAUCGGGAGAUCCUGCGCCAGUGGGCGUUUCAUGUCAAUUACAACGGAACGGGAGCGAAGAUGGCCGUGCCUCAAAACGUAAUUAAAGCCAUGACCGCGCAGGUCCGGAAAAGGUUCCCCGGAAUCGGACUGGCGGAGGAACAAGCUAUCCGUGACCAGAUUAAUGGAUUUCUGCGGAGACCCAACACGGCGCUGCAGCGUUAAAAAAUAAUUCCUGUGCGUGCGUCAGCUGUAAAGCACAGAGUGAAAACAAUCUGCAGACGGGAUUAAGAGUCUGAAUACCAAUUUAGUGACGUUUUAAUGAUUUUUAAUUUUCUUAUAAUUGUAUCGAUGUGUGUGUGUGCGUGCGUGUGUGUGCGUGCGUGCGGGUGUGUGUGUGUGUGUGUGUGUGCGUGUGUGUCAGUGGGUGUGCGUGUGUGUGUGUGCGUGUGUGUCAGUGGGUGUGCGUGUGCGUGUGUGUGUGCGUGUGUGUGUGUUUGCGUGUGUCAGUGUGUGUGUGUCAGUGGGUGUGCGUGUGCGUGCGUGCGUGUGCGUGUGUUUUGUUUCCACUGUUAAAGUGACGCUGUGACGCGCCAGUUUUGAUACAGGAAUGUCUCGCGGGACGGGGUGGAGAAUGAUAGUUUAAUUUCAGAUUUUAUUUUUAUUAUUAUUAUUUAAGGUUUUGCGCACACCGGACGUGACGCCAGCUGCCUCGCAUCUCAGUGUGCGCUGCUUUAAAAUAAUAAUAAUAAUAAUAAUAAUAAUAAUAAUAAUAAUAAUAAUAAUAUCACACUGUUAAUAAGAACAUAAGAAAGUUUCCAAACGAGAGGAGGCCAUUCAGCCCAUCUUGCUCGUUUGGUUGUUAGUAGCUUAUUGAUCCCAGAAUCUCAUCAAGCAGCUUCUUGAAGGAUCCCAGGGUGUCGGCUUCAACAACAUUACUGGGGAGUUGUGAUCGCUGGAGGGGUAGAUUUCUACACGCAUAUAAUC
Molecule: messenger RNA, 2501 nt
Organism: Acipenser ruthenus (sterlet)
Lineage: Eukaryota; Metazoa; Chordata; Actinopteri; Acipenseriformes; Acipenseridae
Exons: 6
Coding region: 60-1739 (559 amino acids)
Biological process (GO): regulation of transcription by RNA polymerase II
Cellular component (GO): nucleus
Molecular function (GO): DNA-binding transcription factor activity, RNA polymerase II-specific
Source: RefSeq, a predicted model, not a curated record